CAUGAUUUUACAGUAGUCAGCCAUUCUUCGUUCGUGAUAUUCUUGAUAACCGUAGCUGAAGUUAAGUGAAGUCGUUCUUGCAAUUUGCAAUAUUCGUAUAUUUUAGGCUGAAACUGAAGUGCGCCAUGAUAACGUUCGUACAUGUAUGACUGAUGUGAUUGUAUGAGCAAACAUCCCUGACAUCGAUCGUCAUAGUGGAAGCCGUGCUCGGUUACUUCGCUAUUUAUUCUGAUUUCUGGUGAAUAAUACGGUUGUGGUUACAAAAGUUGAGUGAAAUUUAGUAAUUAUUAGUAUUAGACGAAAAUGUCUGCUCCUGACAAAGAUGAAUUGGUUCAAAGGGCAAAGCUUGCUGAACAAGCUGAGCGAUAUGAUGAUAUGGCUUCAGCUAUGAAGUCUGUUACAGAAACUGGGGUAGAACUCAGUAACGAGGAAAGAAAUCUUCUCUCUGUGGCCUAUAAAAACGUUGUUGGAGCCAGAAGAUCGUCGUGGAGGGUAAUUUCUUCAAUUGAACAAAAGACUGAAGGGUCAGAACGGAAACAGCAAAUGGCCAAGGAAUAUCGAGAAAAAGUGGAAAAAGAACUGAGAGAGAUAUGUGAUGAUGUUCUCGGCCUGCUUGAUAAGUACCUGAUUCCCAAAGCUAGUAACGCAGAAUCCAAAGUAUUUUAUCUCAAGAUGAAAGGAGAUUACUACAGGUACCUCGCAGAAGUUGCAACAGGAGAUACCAGAAAUA
Leptinotarsa decemlineata (Colorado potato beetle) is the source of this 730-nucleotide messenger RNA. It is a transcript of the gene 14-3-3zeta, whose product is annotated as tyrosine 3-monooxygenase/tryptophan 5-monooxygenase activation protein zeta. The record is from RefSeq and is a predicted model, not a curated record. Lineage: Eukaryota; Metazoa; Arthropoda; Insecta; Coleoptera; Chrysomelidae.